CAGCUUACGAUUAUGACCUUGAAGGCUGGAUAAGAAGUAAUCUUCAAAAGUUGUGUUCGAUGAAGAAAACAUCUCGUGAUGCAACUGUUGAAGAUCAUAGCCAACUUGAUGCUGCAGCAAUUUUGCUUUCUCUCAAGACUACACCUCCUUCAUUUCCAAAGAAAUUUAACGAUCAACUGGUGAAUGGAGAGGCUGCUGAAGGGAACACAACUGGCUACAUACCUAUAUACGACUGGACUCAAGCCAUCCCCUCCCUGUCAUAUGCUGGCAAUACCUACAAUAUCAAUUUGCAGAUGUAUAAUUCCCCAGUUCGACUUGUACCUGUGCCAUUGAAUGAGGAGAACAACGAUAGUUACAAAGAGAUGUCUAUUGCAUUUGUGAAGUUUUGUCAGAUACACCGUGAUACCAUACUCCUACACAACCCCUCUCUCACUGCAGAUAAGGUGAAUGAAAAACUUGUUCAAUUGUGGACACAUCUCCCUGACGAUGAAAAAGUUGUCUACAGUAAAGUGGCUAAAAACGAGAUAUUGUUGAUGCAAGGCAAAGACAUUUCCUCUGGUGAAAGUCACAUAAAAGAAGAGCAAUGUGCAGAAGAUAAUAACCAGAUCUUCCAGCAGAGCAUGGAAAAGUGUUCACCCUCCUUAUUCAGACACCCUAUGUGUGCGGCAACUGAAUCUUCAAAGCAUGAGGGUGCUGACAAGAAUUUUAAGCAAAAACCAUCACCUUCCCCCACACCUAAGCCUGUGAGAGGCGGAAAGCAAAGAUCACUUUCCUUAUCAGAGAAACCUAUGCACAGGAUAUAUAUCAGAAGAACUGUAUCUCAAGAAGAAGUUUCAAACAAGGACAAUUUUGCCAAACCCAAUACACCAGAAAAUACUGCCAACAACAAGAAAUACUUGGUGCGAAUGCGUAGACAUUCUAUGAACGAUAGUAUCUUGACUUCUGCUCUCGAAAAAAUUAACCCCUAUUUCACAAAAAGCUACACAAGAAGCCCUCACAAGGUGAGAAAUGACUAUACAAAAACCACAUACUCAACUCAUUCACCAAAACGAAAUAUAUCUGUAACAAGUUUUGAUACAGACCCAAGCACAAUGAUGAAAUCGCCCCCAAAGAAGAACAAAAACCUUCCGAUUGAAGCAGAUAUAUUUGACUUCAAAUCUGAACCACAUGGAGUCCACGUCAAAACAGAACCUGAAGAUGAAUACAAUGGGGAGGAUAUGCGCAAAGCAGAGACUUAUUCAUAUAGCUUGCUUAAAGGAGCCAGUAAAACAAGCUCAGUAAAUCCUUGCUUUUCAUCACGUAAAACUUUUGUCAAGAAGAUGAACAGUAUUCCAUCCAAAUGUGUGAACAGAUUGAGACAGGAAUACUGUAGCAAAAAGGGAAAGUCAAGUGGGUGUGGAAAUAGUGAAAAGCAAACAAUGUCAGAUUCUUCUUUCAAGCAAAUUCAUAUGGGCACAUCGCCAUCUCAUAGACAAUUUACAAAAAAUCAUUUUGUGCAAAAUGUUCAUUCAAGUGGAAAAUUUGACCCAAACUUAGUUCAUAAAGUGGUUCACCAGAAGAGUCAUACUCCAAUGGGUAACAACAUCAGCAAGACAGCAUCAAACUGUUCUAACCUUCAGCUUCAUGCUACCACCAUGAGAAAUGAGGGUGGCUUAUCAGUUUCUCCUACAAUUUCAACUGCUACAAGUGAUGCCACCAUGGUGACUAGUUCUUCAAUGGACUCCUUAAAGUCAGCAAACAGCUCAUCAUCUGGUGAAUCGAGUAAAAUGGAACUUUUGAAUGAUUCAGCUUUGCUGUCUUAUGCAAUUGCAGAACUGGAAAGUGCAGAAGUAUGUAAAUUGAAAUCGUCAAGAAGAUCGCAAGCAUCGGGUCACCAAACUGCUCCAGAUACGAGAUACAGGCAUGUGUACAACUUUUUCCGAGAGCACGGAUUGAAUCCUACGCAAGAGCAAGUGAAUGAGUUUUAUGCAUCCCACCGAGAUUCUUUCUCAUGCAAAUCAGCUGCUUACCUUACCAUCAGGGAAGUAAAGCAGAAAAUAAUAAAACUUCAACUAAUGUAGAGAAGAAGAACUUUCCUAGAAUCAGAGAUACAAAUUAUAUUAAUAAUAUAUACAAUGGAAUAAUGGAUGGAUAUUUGCUAUACACUACACAUCAUUUAUGAUCUUGGGCUGAUAAAAACGAUUUACUUCUGGAGAAAAUAUAUUGAAUGUUGCAGAUGUUGGUUCGCUGCUUCAGAUGGGUUAUUUAUGAAAAUUAUCUUAUGAUCUUACAAACAUCAAUCAUUAAAAAUUUAAUCAAAACUCAUUUCAAAUCAUAUUCAUUCUAACGUGAUGCAAUAUGUCAAUUAUAAAUUUGUGCAUAUUUAAGCCAAAGCUUCGCUCCAUUAAUUUUUGGUUAAUAUUGAUGACAAAACUGUGCUAGCGAUUUUGGUCAUCAUUGUUAAUUUUAUUUUGUGUAAAUAUAAUGAACAUUAACGAAAUAUUAUUAAAUUGUAUAAUCAUUCAUAAUGUCGAUGAUUUUAAAGUGAAUUCGAAUCUAGGUUUGAAUCUGACCUAUAGUGUAGACUGUAGGGUGUGUGUUGAUUUUGGGGUUCUGUUUCACAUUUAGUAUUUUAAUGGGAUCUCAUAUCAGUAGCAUUUAAUAGUUAAAUAAUAAUGAUAUUCGAAUGGUUCUAAUCGAUUUAUAGAUUUAUGCAAAUUCUUAAUAUAGGAAUGUAUUUCAGAAUUUGGAUGAAUGUGUUUUACCAAUGUUGGCGGAUAUUACCAUAAUUUUUCUGUUCAGUUUAUCAGAUAUAUUGGCUUAUAAGGCAUGCAUACAGUACUAAUUUUUAAUUAAUUCGUAAUUUAGAUUAACUCAAACGCGUGUUAGUUUCAUACUUGAUAAGAAGUCAUCAUCGAAUUUCCAAUAAUACCAUACCCCGGUGCAAUGAACAA
Molecule: messenger RNA, 2933 nt
Organism: Bolinopsis microptera
Lineage: Eukaryota; Metazoa; Ctenophora; Tentaculata; Lobata; Bolinopsidae
Exons: 8
Coding region: 60-2060 (666 amino acids)
Source: RefSeq, a predicted model, not a curated record